Molecule: messenger RNA, 1750 nt
Organism: Cervus elaphus (red deer)
Lineage: Eukaryota; Metazoa; Chordata; Mammalia; Artiodactyla; Cervidae
Gene: MCUB
Product: mitochondrial calcium uniporter dominant negative subunit beta
Exons: 8
Coding region: 172-1617 (481 amino acids)
Biological process (GO): calcium import into the mitochondrion; mitochondrial calcium ion homeostasis
Cellular component (GO): uniplex complex; mitochondrial inner membrane
Molecular function (GO): calcium channel inhibitor activity
Source: RefSeq, a predicted model, not a curated record
CGACCACAGCCCAACGCCUUAAAGCCAGCUGAGAGGUGGCGGCUCGGUGGACCUGCUCUCUCCCUCCUCUCUGCUCAGUCCAGGAGGGAAACUUCCAGAGAGCCCCCGUCUCUCCCAGAUGGCCGUGGCUCUUCUCCGCUCGCCCCAUGCCUCCCCGCCCGGCGGGCUGGAAUGGAGCAGACGGCCCCUAGGGCACCGAGGACCCAGAUUUACUCGCGAGUUUUGAAAUCAGCCGGCAAGGUACACGGGGGCCGGCCGCCUUCAUUCCAGAAAGGGCUUCCGCGGCAAGGAGGCCGGCGCGGCAUCCGCGCUGCCCCUCGAAACCCGAGAUGCGGAGGGCGGCUCCCUGGCGCUUUAUUUCCACCCCGCCCUCCCACGCUCACCCGCUGUUCAAAUUUUGGUCGGAGGAGAGAAAACAGCCUCGCGCCGGGGUGCGCGCGAAGACGAGCCGAGGGGAGACGGACACACCCUCCCGUCAGCCCUCCCCGCGCCGCGCGGCGCCAGGAGGCGGGGGCCCGGCGAGGCUGCGCCCACGGAGAACGCCGGCUCCCCGCGGCAAGGCGCCGACGAUGGCCGGUUGACUGGAGCGGGAGCGCCGCGCCCGGCGGGAUGAUGCUCCGGAGGGGCCCCUGGCCCUGGCGCGCGCGGCUGCUGCGGACCCCCGGAACCCAAGGCUGGGCGCCUCCGCGGCCGCCGAUGCCCCAGGUUUUGUGUGUGAAACUGUGCGGAAGCCUGAAAUUCUAUCAAUCAAAUCUUUAUAGUACACUGGUGCCAUCUGAUGAAAUCACAAUUAAUUAUAAACAUGGCCUUCCCUUGAUAACACUUACUUUGCCAUCCAGAAAAGAGCGCUGUCAAUUUGUAGUCAAGCCAAUGUUAUCAACAGUUGGUUCAUUCCUUCAGGACCUACAAAAUGAAGAUAAAGGUAUCAGAACAGCUGCCAUCUUCAGAGCAGAUGGCACUGAAAUUGCAGCUUCAACCUUGAUGGAAAUUUUGCUAAUGAAUGAUUUUAAACUUGUUAUUGAUAAAAUAACAUAUGAUGUACAGUGCCCUAAGAAAGAAAAACUGAGCGGCGAGCAGGCGUCUGAGAUGGAAAACAUGAAAUCGUUGGUUUACAGACUGUUCACCGCCUUGCAUUUAGAAGAGUUUCAGAAGAAGAGAGAGCACCAUCUGCUGGAGAAAAUUGACCACCUGAAGGGACAGCUGCAGCCCCUCGAGCAGAUGAAAGCUAGAAUCGAAGCUCGCUCGGAAGCCAAGAUCAGUGGCCUCCUGUGGGCUGGACUGGCGAUGCUGUCCAUUCAGGGCGGAGCACUGGCCUGGCUCACCUGGUGGGUGUACUCCUGGGAUAUCAUGGAGCCAGUCACGUACUUCAUCACGUUUGCAAAUUCCACGGUCUUUUUUGCAUACUUUAUAGUCACUCGACAGGAUUACACUUACUCAGCUGUAAAGAGUAGGCAGUUUCUUCACUUCUUCCAUAAGAGGUCAAAGCAGCAGCAUUUUGAUGUGGUACAGUACAACAAGCUAAAAGAUGACCUUGCCAAGGCUACCGAAGCCCUGAGACAUGUGCGCCGCUCUCUCUAUUUGCGGAUGCAAGUAGAGGAACUCGAUGAGAAGAAGUAAUCUUACAUUUUUAAUGUCAGUGAAUUUUUCCAUGAUGUGUUUAUUUUGCAACUGGAACUUUUUGAUUCCCAUAGUUCAUUUGCAUUUGACUGUUUCAAUCCCAUGUUAAUUAAAAAAAUGCUUGCAAAACACA